This is a messenger RNA of Apis mellifera (honey bee), 4851 nucleotides long. RefSeq names its product sialin. Gene Ontology annotation, cellular component: plasma membrane. The transcript is spliced from 12 exons. Gene Ontology annotation, molecular function: transmembrane transporter activity. Bases 671 to 2245 code for a protein of 524 amino acids. NCBI's taxonomy places the organism in Eukaryota, Metazoa, Arthropoda, Insecta, Hymenoptera, Apidae. Gene Ontology annotation, biological process: transmembrane transport; monoatomic anion transport. The record is from RefSeq and is a predicted model, not a curated record.
ACAUAUUUGCCACUGGGUCACGUGACCAUUGCGCCUCGGAGCAACGAGCGCAAGGGCGCCUCGGCGUAACGCCAUAGCAUCGAGUGCUUGUGAUUCCGUGGUUCUUACAUGAAUGUGUGUUUCGUGGAUCCAGUUCGAAUGACAGCGAGUUCACGAUUUGCUGUGUUAACGAGAAAAUGUCGGUGAACGCGUGAAGCACAGUGUGCACCCGUGCUUUUGUGGAAAAAUGUGAGGGCCGGAACGUUGCAACACUUUGCCGGAAGCAAAAACAGACCGGCGGUGAGUCACUGUCACGAUCGAUCAUUUCCUUUCUCCUAUUCCCAUUUUUGAGAACGAAGGCCACGGCCACGUGCUGCAUCCGUAAUAGAAAACAUCGUUUCGAACGGACAUAACCUCAAAAUUGUAAGAAAGCGUCGCUGCGGCGAGGUUAGAAUUCGUUGUCAUUGAAGAUGUUUCAUUUCGUGGAUAUUCAUCUAUAUCGUGCAAUUGGAUAAUAGAACAAAGUACAGUGAUUGAAAAUACAUAUUUCGAAUGACGUAAUCUGUGAUAACUUUAUAACGAACUAUUAAUGUACGUGCCAAUAAGUUAUCGAUAGCUGAUUAUCAAAAUUGCCGGUGCUUCGUUAAAAAAGUUCUUUUUUCGAUUGGAAGAACGAUCGACCGCCAUAAAAAUGGAAGAAUCUCAAAGAUACGAAGAUCAUACCAUAUAUAAGACACGAUCACCCUGCAGCCUGCGAAAACUGAGAGACAUGGUGCCGGCAAGGGUUGUGCUCUAUAUGCUCUCCUUUUCGGGAUUCACGGUCUCGUUCAUGAUGAGGAACGAUAUCAACAUCGCCAUGGUAGCGAUGGUGAAACCCCCAUCCAUGACAUCGGACACCAACGUGACUGUGACGUCUCAGCAUUGCUACGUGACACCACCAACGAUCAUCAACAACAGCGCACCCAUCAAACUUGAGGAUCAAGGGGAAUUUGAUUGGAGUCCAACCAUACAAUCCGCCAUUAGCGGUUCAUUCUAUUGGUGUUACAUACUGUCACAAGUAGUUGGUGGUGUGCUCACACAAUAUUUUGGCACGAAAGCUAUUUUCGGCGGUUCACAACUGAUCACUGCGAUCUGCAGUUUAUUGAUGCCUUCUGCAGCAGGAAUUCAUUAUGGAUUCAUGAUUGCGCUUCGCAGUAUACAGGGUGUCGCGAGUGGACUCACGUGGCCCGCGAUGUACGCCAUUGUCGGACACUGGAUCCCGCCAGUGGAGAGGUCACGUUUCAUGUCUUCCUUCCAAGGGUUCAGUUUUGGCAUCGGGUUAACCUAUCCACUGUGCGGAUUCAUCAUUGCUCACUUCGGAUGGAGAGCUGUCUUUUAUACUACCGGCAGCAUCGGUAUGAUCUGGUGCUUUUUCUGGUACUUCUUCGCCUUCGACACACCGGCCUCUCAUCCCAGAAUAUCCCAGCAGGAGCUACGAUACAUUCAAGGGAGUGUAGGGAAUCAAGUUAGAGACGAGAAUAUGCCAGUUCCGUGGAGGUUCAUUCUUACAUCCUGGCCAGCAUGGUCGAUCGGAAUAACCACGUUCGGCAGGAUCUGGGUUCAUUAUAUAUUCAUCAUCUCUGGACCAAUGUACAUGAAAACAGUUCUAGGAUUCAGCAUCCAAGCGAAUGGAGUACUGUCUGGUUUACCAUUCAUCUGUAGUUACUUCAGUUCUGUUGCAUUCUGCUACAUAGCCGAUGUUCUGAUCACACGACAGAUUUUGUCGUUGACGAAUGUCAGAAAAGUGUUCACCGUCUCUUCUCAAGUAGCUCCUGGUAUAAUGUUGGUGUUAAUUGGCUAUCUGGGGUGCGACAUCGUUCUCGUUUUAGUGGUCUGGUUUGUAGCCGUUACUCUUAUCACUGCUUCCUAUGCAGGAGCCAUGGCAAAUAUCGUCGAUAUAGCGCCAAAUUUUGCUGGACCAAUAUUGGCGUUUACACAGACGAUUCAUAUGACCGCCAGUUUCCUAUCUCCCAUCGUAGCUGGCCUCCUCACCCAAGAAAGCCAAGCCCUCGACGCAUGGAGGCAAGUAUUUGGGGUGACAGCUUGCGUCGCCUGUGCUACCUAUAUCGUUUAUCAAAUCUUCGGUACGGGUGAUAUCCAGCCGUGGAAUUAUCCUGAUCAAAAGUAUCCUCAAUCGGUACAAGAAGACUCUCAGCCUUUAAACGAAUCACCGCAAAAGAACGGAAAAAUUGUCACAUCUCUGUCCAACAUGUCCGAAGAAGCGUAACACGAUCGAUUUCUCUCGUUGAACGAAGAAAAAAGAAGCGCACGGAUUACGUGACAGCUAUUACAAGUAUUUCUCCUUGGAUCUCGAGGAAGAGGCAAUCUAAAAUUAUAUAUACAUAUAUAUAUAUAUAUAUAUAUAUAUAUGUAUAAGUUUUUUCGACGUGAAAAUGUUUAUUUUUUUUCUCUCUCUUUCUCUCUGUAUAUCUAUGUAAAUAGAGAUGGUAGUGUGUAAACGAGGAGGAGUUGAUAUAGCACUCAGGGUAAUAUAAGUAAUGUUGUAACGUUUCAAAGAAUAUUUUUAUGAGGACAGUCUCGGGUAACGAGCAAACGCUUCGUUUAUUCGCCAAUUCUUGCGUUUGUGAAACGAAGUGAAAGCACAAAAAAAAAAAAUAAUAAUAAUUGCGAUCGAUUACGUUCCAUUUCUUACGAUUCGAGACGAUUAUUUGUCCAUUUGCCGUCUCUGUGAUUAAACUUUUUUUCUCUCUAUUUUCCAUCUAACAGGGUGGGAUGAAUCUUGUAGAACGUAGAGCACCAAAGCAACAGUUUUCAAGGCUCCAACUUUUAACAAUUUUUAAUGUUUUUCUUUUUCUCUCACUUUCAGAAAUAUUUCUCCGUGAAAUUCUAAAAAUUAGGAUCGAUAAAUUUGUUCGAUUGUUGAUUUUAACAAUUUUCGAAAAUUUUUCAACAAAAGACUGAUCGAUUUUUUUUCUCCAUGAUAUAUACUCGUCCAAGUUUGGAAGCCGUUGCUCUUAGUGUUCUUUAUUUUUUCAUUAUCUCUCUUAUAUAAAUUAAUAUUUUAAAAAUGGCUUAAUUCAUAGGAUUCACGAUUUUUGUUAUUAUUGCUCUCAUUGUUACGUGCUCUAUAUUGUUCGUAAAAUCUAAUAAGCUAUCAUAAUUAAUUUCUUUCUACAAUUUUUGCCGGUGAUUUUAUUAACUUAUUAACUUAUUAAAUCGAUAUUUUAUCAACUUGUUAGAUGCGUAAGAAAGGAAAAGAGAAAAUCCAAAUACGCUGUAGAAUAGAAGUAGUGAAAUUUAUAAGACGAAGAGGAAAAGACAGAUGAAUUAUAUAAGUAUACUACACUAAAAAUUGAUGCCUUGCCUUAGUCACAAUUCUUUUUGAAUUCAUUGUAAGAGAACACGUAAUAUACUUACUUUAGUACUUAUAUUCUGCGAUAAAUAAGUCUCAUUGUUAUAUCAUUGUUAACAUUUACUAGUCAUGUUUCGCUGAAAAAAAAAUUGAAUAUUUAUAUACUAUAAUGUCCAAAAAAAAGAAAAAAAAAAAAAGAAAAAAGAAAGAAACGUUACAUGAACAUAAAAAUUUUUUGUAGAUCAUCUGUUAGGAUUAGAAUUCAUUUUUUCAAUUCACAUUUCAUAAUUUUCAUUCGUGUAAGGUAUAUUAAGAGACGAUGUUUUUUCAAGUAUUGUAAUUUUAAUUAUUUUUAUAUUGACGUCGUUUAAAUAACGAUAAGUCAUGUUUUUUCUUCGUUUGUUAUUUAUAAGUAUAUAUUUUAAGUUACACACGGAUACUUAAUAGCAUGUACGUGUUGUUACGCUAAUAAUUAAAUACGUAUUAAAAAUUAUAUACGUAUAAUGCGCAAAAUUAAAGAUGAAAUUAAUUAAAAAAUUAUAUUGCGCAAAAUUUAAAAGAUGAAAAUGAAAAUCUCUUGCGUAAAUACGUGUACAAAAUGAACAUCUCUGCGCGCAUAAAAAAAAAGAUAAUAAUUUUUUCUUUCAUUUUAAAUCGAAUAAUUAUUGUAUAUGUGUAUGCAUUUUCGUAUUUUUUUUUCUGUGCCAUCGAUGCGAUCUAAAAUACAGAAUUGUUCGUUAAUGAUAAAUCUCAAUGAUCACGAGACUAUCGACAAUUUUGAAGAUAUUUAUAAGCCACGAGCAUUUUUCAAGCAAACCGUACGUUAUUUUGUAAUCGAAUCACCACUACAAAAUCUAUGCCACGGAGUUCUUGAUACGAAUAUAUGCAUAUAAGUAAAUGAAAAAAAUAUAUGAUACAUAUAUAAUUUCAGUAAACGCAUAGCAUUAUUGAUUGUUACACCUUACACGUGUAUCGAUACAAAAUUUCGUGUUUGUUUAAUUUAUUUUAAUUUUAUUUAAAAUUAUAUUAUGUCACAAUUGUGCACAAUUUUUUUCAUCAUUUACAUUUGCAUUACAUUGUUACCAAUUACAUUAAUAUCAAUAAUUGUUUGCAUUAUGCAGAAUUAUCAAAAGUUGAUCCAUAGAUAAAUCGGAUGAUACAAUGAAUACACUUUAACGUCAUUGGAUUCGAGGAAUAAUGUUUUUUUUUGUUUUUUAAAAACAAUCAAAUGAUAAAAACGAUACAAACGAGUUAGAGAACGUGAUAAAUGGGCACAGAAAAAGAAGGAUGAUAUCACGUCUUUAUCCACUCGAUGAUAUUCGUCUCAGGUAUUAUCGUCAUUUUGCAGAAAAUAAAGUGUUAGGUAACUCGUUUACUGUUAAAAAAAUUGAUCGACGACAACUGGCAAGAUUUAUGAGCUCGUAAAUUUCAUAUUUGCUUAUCUUUUAUAACCAGAAUUGAAUUAAAUGCACAGAGAGAAUCAUAAAACGAACUAUUAAAUACAUGAUUUUUUAAACGUU